AUGGGCUCCCCAAAGAACCAGACCACCGCGCCAAACCUGCGAUACAUUCCUCUAUCCUAUAGCCCCGCAGACUCUCAGUCUUCCGCUCUCCGAUUGAUCCUUACUCUCUUCCCCGACUGGGAGGGUCCCAACAACAAGAUCGAGUUCGUCCGCUUCACCGAUGGCAUUACCAACACCCUUCUUAAAAUUAUCAAUCGCAAGCCAGGCUUGACAGACGAGGAGGUGGAUAAUGACGCCGUGCUCAUGCGCGCAUAUGGAAAUGGCACCGAGAUCCUUAUAGACAGAGAAAGAGAAACUACAUCCCAUGCCCUCCUCGCUAGCUGUGGCCUCGCUCCUCCUCUGCUUGCGCGCUUCAAGAAUGGCCUCCUCUACCGUUUCAUCCGCGGAAAGCCCUGUGGCCACGAAGACCUCGCUACCCCUCCUAUCUACCGCGGGGUUGCUCGGCGCCUUGCGCAGUGGCAUGCCCUCCUCCCCAAUACCGGUUACAGUUCUACGCCGGCCGAGAAUUCUACUGAAGCCAAUGGUAUAAAGGAACAGGAAGACUUUGAGUUCAUCCAAACGCGCCGCCCUGGUCCUUCUAUGUGGGCUGUCCUCCAGAAGUGGAUUGUUGCGCUGCCUGUUGCCACGCCUGAACAGCAGGCCCGCAGGUUAAGCCUGCAAAAGGAACUCCAGUGGGUGAUCGGGCAACUCGAUGACGGACAGGGUAUCGGUGAAGACGGGCUCGUGUUCUCACACUGCGAUUUGCUUUGCGCGAAUGUGAUCGUCCUGCCCAGUGACGACAAGUCCAACACAUCGGAUGGCAUUGCCCCCAUUAACUUCAUCGAUUACGAAUACGCUGUGCCCGCCCCUGCGGCGUUCGAUAUUGCGAACCACUUGGCUGAGUGGAUUGGCUACGACUGUGAUUACAACAUGAUCCCCACCCAGUCAGUGCGUCGUCAAUUCUUGACUGAGUACACCAAGAGCUACAUUCAGCACCGUGGCCUCGACGCCUCAUCUGAGGAAGAGAUCGUCGCCAGGUUAUACCAUGAUGUGGAUCGAUUCCGCGCUAUUCCCGGUCUGUACUGGGGUGUAUGGGCACUUAUCCAAGCCCAGAUCUCACAAAUCGACUUCGACUAUGCCAACUAUGCUGAGCUCCGUCUCGGCGAAUACUGGGCCUGGAAGCGCGAAUUCGACGGCUCCCGCCAGGCCAGCAACGAGGAAAUUCCUCUUCGUGAGAAGCGCUGGGCGCAGGAGGCAUAA
Messenger RNA from Penicillium angulare, 1239 nucleotides. RefSeq names its product putative ethanolamine kinase. Gene Ontology annotation, cellular component: cytoplasm. Lineage: Eukaryota; Fungi; Ascomycota; Eurotiomycetes; Eurotiales; Aspergillaceae. Gene Ontology annotation, molecular function: choline kinase activity; ethanolamine kinase activity. Gene Ontology annotation, biological process: phosphatidylethanolamine biosynthetic process; phosphatidylcholine biosynthetic process. The coding region runs from base 1 to 1239 and encodes 412 amino acids. The record is from RefSeq and is a predicted model, not a curated record. The transcript is spliced from 5 exons.